ACUGGGCGCGCUCACGUCAGCAGCCCUGACCAACUUGCUGGACAGCGGGGCAGAAGUUUCGGAGGAAAGUCCUCUACAACCGCCAGGACGAGACGCAAGCAGCCGCUGACGAGGCUCCUCACCAGCUCACGACCAUGGACGACCUGGACGCCUUGCUGGCUGACCUGGAAUCGACAACAUCCCACAUUUCAAAACGACCGGUCUUCUUAGCCGACGAGACGCCCUACUCCAUCCCCACCGGUGGAAACUCUUACCAGGAUGUUCUGGCUCCGCCGCCGGUUCCUCCUCCACCCUGCGCUGACGCUCUGAACGGUUCACUGUUGGACCACCCAGGGUCGCAUCACUCCUCGCAGCAGUCCUUAGGUUCAGCUCAGAAGAGUUCGUGGUCCAGGGACAGUAGCAGCUCUCCUCUGUCCCACGCUGAAGAGGACCACGUCUACAGUUUCCCAAACAAACAGAAAUCGUCGGACUCGUCGACAGCAGCCAUGACCUCUGCCCUGGGCAGCAACCUGUCAGAGCUGGAUCGACUGCUGCUGGAACUCAAUGCUGUGCAGCAGAGCUCCCCAUCCUUCCCCACGACAGAGGAGACCGCGCCUCCAUUACCAUCCUGCAGCAUCAGCCACUAUGAGAACGGAAGUGCACCUGAGAUCUUGGUGAGUCCGCCGCCUCAGGAGAAACCAAAGAGAAAUGGAAUGAAGCUGGAAGAGACCCGACCCACAGUAGAGAGCCUGCUGGAUGAGCUGGAAGACUCCGUCCCUCCCAGCCACUCCACUCGGCACGGUGACUUGGACAGCCCAUCUCAGCAGCAAGCCAGAAUCUCUGCCUCAUGUGCAACCAGAGAGCUGGACGAGCUGAUGGCCUCUUUGUCUGACUUCAAGCCCGCUUCACUAGGCUCUCUGCUGGACUCAUCCAACUCUCCUCACUUCCCAGUUUCCUCUUCCGUCACCCCAGUGGCGACCCCUGUCUCUCGUCUGUCCCACGCAUCUACCUGCGCCUCUCCUCUCUUCUCCCUGCCCUCUGGUUUUGAGCUGCACAUAGACGAGGAUGGUGGUGAUGGUGGCUUGUCUUUGGCCCGUCACAAUCACAUCCGGCCUCACAGUCCAAUGUCAUCCCUCUCUACGGCCAGUGACCUGGAUCUGGACCCUGUCAUCGAUGUCUCUGCUUCCAUGCUGUCCUCUCAGACUAAAUCCUUGCUGGUCCUCUCUCAGGCUGCUUCCUUUAACUCCAAUCAGUUGAGCAAUAGCCCAAGUCCUUCCAGCACCUCCACCACCACGCCCUCCUCCAGCUCGGUCAACACCAUUUUGGACCACAAGUCCCCAAGUCCAACUGUAGACCGAGUGUCCCCUACGGUCUGUAAACUGUCUCCUGCACCUGUGAAUGUAAACAAAGUCUCUGGUUCUCCUCAUGACAUGAGUCAUGACCCCUCCACUUCUCCUCUGUCAGUACCCUUCACUCCUUCUUUCACCACCAACUCGCCUCUUCCAGCUGCUUCUGUGUCUCCACUUCACUCCCCUAGUUUUUGCUAUAAAAACUCCUCUCCGGUGAAGAGUCCCUCUCCUUUGACGUUCACAAGCCAGUCAGUUAACAGCAGACAUGUUUUGGCGUCCUCACCCCAGGACCUGAGGGUCAGCCCUCACAUGACCCUGCAGCCACCCACAGCGGAGCCCUCUCUGGAUGAGGCUCUGGACAAGCUGCUUGCUAUGAGCUUCACACAAAAUCACACUGAGCCGCAGAUGAAGACGGACGCGUUCUGUCUCGGCCGAGGAGUGCAAGAGGUUCAGGAGGAACUGAUCUUACCCUUGGACAGGAACAGUGUGCAGCCAUACACCUUCACCAGCAACACCAACACUAUCACAGACGAAUCGGUGGACGGCGGCACGGACGGAAACGGAGACCUGGACUGGGCCGACGAGGAGUUGUCAAUGUCCCUCCAUGACGGAUUUGACGGCACCAUGACGCCGUACACAGAGAGGCCGUACACAGAUGGCAGCAUGACCCCGUUGACAGAGGCCAGCUGGAUGGAUGAGUCCAUGACCCCCUCCUCAUGCCCCGGUACCCCUGAUGUGGCCCUGGACUUGCCCCUGAUGCAGCCCACCAAUAUAGACAGAGUCUCUGCUUCAGGACACUUGAAGUCAGUUAUCCGGAGAACUAAGGAGACCCCUAACGUUCACCCCAUGUACCGCGACGGACAGCUGCGCAAGAAAAUGGGCCCCAUCAUUGUCAACAAGAACACCUCUCAGGACCGGCUCAUAGAGGAGCUUCAAGGGAAGUUCGGGAUCGGACGCUCGGAGCGCAGACGCAAACAGUCCGACGACUGGUUGACAGAUGGUGUCGUGGUCACGUCCAAACCGCAGAGGUUCCGUCCUGAAGGGGGCAGCAGUGAGGUCGACAAGAUAAUGGCCCAAGGGAAAGGAGGCGUCCCUGGUGCCCCUCCAACCCAGGUCAACAAGCUGGACAACAUGCUGGGCAGUCUGCAGUCGGACCUGAACAAACUGGGCGUGCAGACGGUGGCUAAAGGAGUGUGCGGGGCCUGCUGCAAACCCAUCGUGGGACAGGUGGUGACCGCCAUGGGCCGCACGUGGCACCCCGAACACUUUGUGUGCACUCACUGUCAAGAGGAGAUCGGCUCCCGGAACUUUUUUGAGCGUGAAGGACAGCCGUACUGCGAGAAGGACUACCAUAACCUGUUCUCUCCACGGUGCUACUACUGCAACGGACCCAUACUGGAUAAAGUGGUGACGGCGCUGGACAGAACGUGGCACCCCGAGCAUUUCUUCUGUGCUCAGUGUGGAUCUUUCUUCGGCCCAGAGGGCUUCCAUGAGAAGGACGGGAAGGCGUACUGCAGGAAAGAUUACUUCGACAUGUUUGCGCCAAAGUGCGGCGGCUGUGCCAAAGCCAUUCUGGAGAACUACAUCUCGGCUCUCAACUCUCUUUGGCAUCCGCAGUGUUUUGUUUGCAGGGAAUGUUUCACUCCAUUUGUGAACGGCAGCUUCUUCGAGCACGACGGCCAGCCCUACUGUGAAGUCCACUACCACGAGCGCCGCGGCUCCCUCUGCUCCGGCUGCCAGAAGCCCAUCACCGGCCGCUGCAUCACAGCCAUGGCCAAGAAGUUUCACCCGGAGCACUUCGUCUGCGCGUUCUGCCUGAAGCAGCUCAACAAAGGCACCUUCAAAGAACAGAACGACAAACCCUACUGCCACGGCUGCUUCAUCAAGCUCUUUAGUUAGGCGCCACGUGCAUUUCAGCCGAAUGGGCAAACGUGUGAGGUGUGUGCAUGGGAGGGGGGGGCGGAGGGGCAGGAACUGCCUUACCAGGUCUCAACACAGUUGCCAAUAUAAGUGUAUUUUACAGAGUUUUUAAGGUAUCAAAGGUGUCAUUUGUCGGAUUUUAAAACUUCUAUUCUCACUUUUUAAAACAGAUGAUUGAAUCACUUUCACAUAGACGUUUGAGUCUUGCUGAACGCAAACGCUACGACGUCACUCACUGGUUGAGUCGGUCGUCUCCAGAUGCUUUAGAUCCCACCGACAUGUUAUUUGUAGCGUUACAAGCCAAAACCUAUGACUGAUCAUGACUGGAGGAGAGUUCCAGAACCUUUUUACUGCGUGUCUUCGUACUGUGUGUGACUCCAUGUGACUAACUUGUGUUUAUAUUUGAGAAUGAGAUGUCUCCAACAAGUGUGAAGAUGUGACUCAAGCAAAGGAAGGGUCACAUUCAGGCUGUGUGGUGUAGGAUCGGUAUCAUGACACCGACUUCAGGGUCACUCAGACUUAGCUUGUUAUUCAGUCACAUUGACUGAAUUGGUGAACUCAUCUGAAUACAUGAAUGAAAAUGUCAUUUUCCCCAGUUAUCAUCAGCAACUCUUGGUAUUGGAAUGGUGAGUCAUUCACAUACAGAGCCAAGCGCUGCACUGGCUGGAACCUAAGAAGAAAACAAGUCAUUUCAAGAGUGAGUCUUCUGAGAGCGUGGUGUCUUUGUGAAGCAGAUGGGAAAGUCUGAAGGUGAGCAGGUGAUAUUCAAGCACGUGUGGGAUUGUCUGUCAGUGUUGGUGGAUCAGAAACACAUGUCUAAUAACACUGGUGCGCUCAACAAUAUGAAGUCCUUUUUUAUUGUAUUCUUUGUGAGCAGAGUUUGGACUGUUGGCGUCAGUGGCAGGUUGUGCAAAGACUGAGCCGACUCGCGGCUCGACACACAUGUAUUUUGGGCUUCUUCUGUCACAUUCAGGGAUUUGUUGGAGUGAUCAUGGAACACUUGUCUUCCAAGCCUGUUGGUAGAUAUUUAACCAAAGCCUUCCUGGAAUCAUUUGUGCCUCUUUUCUUCUGCCUGUGAAUGUGUAUCAUAAUGAUGUGAUUCUGCCUCUGGCCUGAUUACACCAAUAAAAACAGUUUUGGU
Synchiropus splendidus (mandarinfish) is the source of this 4389-nucleotide messenger RNA. Its product is annotated as paxillin-like. NCBI's taxonomy places the organism in Eukaryota, Metazoa, Chordata, Actinopteri, Syngnathiformes, Callionymidae. Bases 135 to 3227 code for a protein of 1030 amino acids. The record is from RefSeq and is a predicted model, not a curated record. Gene Ontology annotation, biological process: endothelial cell migration; transforming growth factor beta receptor signaling pathway; substrate adhesion-dependent cell spreading. The transcript is spliced from 13 exons.